Messenger RNA from Amphimedon queenslandica, 3757 nucleotides. RefSeq names its product sushi, von Willebrand factor type A, EGF and pentraxin domain-containing protein 1-like. The coding region runs from base 12 to 3626 and encodes 1204 amino acids. The transcript is spliced from 16 exons. The record is from RefSeq and is a predicted model, not a curated record. Lineage: Eukaryota; Metazoa; Porifera; Demospongiae; Haplosclerida; Niphatidae.
CUGAUAAAGAAAUGGCAGCAAUGAAGCUUCGAUUGCUGAUUGUACUUGCACUGUGUGUUGCAGCAUUGGCAACACUUCCAACAAGGAACUACAAAAAAUACUACCACAAAGGAGAACUACAUCAUUCACCUCAUCCUUCACCACCUUCUCCACCUUCACCACCUUCUCCACCUUCUCCUCCAAGUAAAAGUCCUGAGGAUUUCCCACCUGGUACACAUAAAAAGUAUGGGCCAGGGUCUCCUCAUCCUCCAACCAUACCUGGUAAAAAACCAAGAGAACAUCAUAUAGGAGAAAAAUAUGAACCAGGACCUCCUCCUCCUCCUCCUCCUGGUAGAAGACCUGGGGGUCAUAAACCUGGGGAUAGUACACCUGGUAAAAGACCUGGGGGUCAGCCUCCUAAUAAAUAUAUAGGAGAAAAAUAUGAACCAGGACCUCCUCCUCCUCCUCCUGGUAAAAGACCUCCUCCUCCUCCUCCUCCUGGUAGAAGACCUGGGGAUCGUACACCUGGUAAAAGACCUGGAGGUCAGCCUCCUAACAAAUAUAUAGGAGAAAAAUAUGAGCCAGGACCUCCUCCCCCUCCUCCCUCUCCUCCUAGUAGAAGACCUGCGGAUCGUACGCCUGUAGAGUAUAAACCUCACCCACCACCUCCUCCAGGUAAAAAAGGACCAGAGGAACAUGGGCCUGAUACCCCACACGUAGGAGGAAAAUAUAAACCUGGUCCACCUGGAAAAUAUCAUGGUAAAGGAAAUCAUGGCUAUGGUGGAAAAGUACCACAGUACAAAGACUGUCCUGAACUCAGGGAUCCACACUAUGGCAGUGUUAAGGUCAGUGGUUACUCUCUGCACCAAAAGGCUAUCUAUUCAUGUGAUCAUGGAUACAAGCUAGUUGGAUCACCUCACAGAGCAUGUGCCUAUGGGAAAUGGGAAGGAGAGGAGCCAGAGUGUAAACCAAAAGUUAGAUGUCCUCAGCUUAAAGACCCUUAUUAUGGUACUGUUAAUAUCACUGGUUAUUAUCCACACAAGAAAGCAAUUUAUUCCUGUCAUUAUGGAUAUAAGCUAGUCGGAUCACCUUAUAGAAAAUGUGCCUAUGGAAAAUGGGGAGGAGAUGAGCCAGUUUGUAAACCAAAAUUUAGAUGUCCUCAGCUUAAAGACCCAUACUAUGGUACUGUUAAUAUCACUGGUUAUUAUCCACACAAGAAAGCUAUUUAUUCCUGUCAUUAUGGAUAUAAGCUAGUCGGAUCACCUUAUAGAAAAUGUGCCUAUGGAAAAUGGGGAGGAGAUGAACCAGUUUGUAAACCAAAAUUUAGAUGUCCUCAGCUUAAAGACCCACACUAUGGUACUGUUAAUAUCACUGGUUAUUAUCCACACAAGAAAGCUAUUUAUUCUUGCCAUUAUGGAUAUAAACUAGUUGGAUCACCUUAUAGAAAGUGUGCCUAUGGAAAAUGGGGAGGAGAUGAACCAGUCUGUAAACCAAAAUUUAGAUGUCCUCAACUUAAAGACCCACACUAUGGUACUGUUAAUAUGACUGGUUAUUAUCCACACAAGAAAGCAAUUUAUUCCUGUCAUUAUGGAUAUAAGCUAGUCGGAUCACCUUAUAGAAAAUGUACUUAUGGAAAAUGGGGAGGAGAAGAACCAAUCUGUAAACCAAAAUUUAAAUGUCCUCAGCUUAAAGACCCACACUAUGGUACUGUUAAUAUGACUGGUUAUUAUCCACACAAGAAAGCAAUUUAUUCCUGUCAUUAUGGAUAUAAGCUAGUCGGAUCACCUUAUAGAAAAUGUGCCUAUGGAAAAUGGGGAGGAGAUGAGCCAGUCUGUAAACCAAAAUUUAGAUGUCCUCAGCUUAAAGACCCACACUAUGGCACUGUUAAUAUCACUGGUUAUUAUCCACACAAGAAAGCUAUUUAUUCCUGCCAUUAUGGAUAUAAACUAGUUGGAUCACCUUAUAGAAAAUGUGCCUAUGGAAAAUGGGGAGGAGAUGAGCCAGUUUGUAAACCAAAAUUUAGAUGUCCUCAACUUAAAGACCCACACUAUGGUACUGUUAAUAUGACUGGUUAUUAUCCACACAAGAAAGCUAUUUAUUCCUGCCAUUAUGGAUAUAAACUAGUUGGAUCACCUUAUAGAAAAUGUGCCUAUGGAAAAUGGGGAGGAGAUGAACCAGUUUGUAAACCAAUUCUGUGCAGUAAACCCCAUGGUAUACCAUAUGGUGGCUACAAAGGUGGUGACAUAAGGAUUGGAGGAACAGUAACCUACUAUUGUGAGAAAUAUUACAAGUUGGUUGGAAAUAACAAAAGGAAAUGUCUCCCCAAUGGAAAAUGGGGUGGAACACAACCAAAGUGUAUACCAGACCGCUGUCCAAAGCUGCCACCUCCAGAAAAUGGAUACAUAAAGCAUAACUAUGAGAAACAAGAACUAGUCUACUUCUGCAAACAUGGAUACAUACUAGUUGGACCAUAUGUUAAAAAGUGUUCACCUCAUGGAAAGUGGAUAGGAGGAAUUCCGAAAUGUAAACCUAUUGACUGUGGCCCAUUGCCUGCUAUUGCUAAUGGAGCUGUAUCAGUUUCUCCCGAUACAAAACUGGGCAGUUCUGCUACAUACACCUGUGAUAAAGGCUACACACUUAAUGGAUACCCAACUAGGGAAUGUCUUGCCAAUGGUGAAUGGUCCAGCAGGGAGCCUUCGUGCAUACCUAUUGAUUGUGGUCAACUUAACAAUCCAGUCAAUGGUCAAGUCCAGAUUAGCCCAAACAGCGAACUGGGAGGACUUGCUAUUUACCAGUGUAGGUUUGGCUAUGAAUUGAUAGGAACAGCCACAAGGAUAUGUCAGUCUGAUGGAAGAUGGAGCUCAAGGUCUCCUGCAUGUCGAAAAAUAACUUGUGGUAGUCCUCCCUACCCAAAUCCCAACGGAAGCAUACGAGUAAUAAGUAGACGAUUGUUUGGUAGAGCUAUUUAUGAGUGUAACAGUGGAUAUUUCUUAAGAGGAUCAAGAUCAGUUUAUUGUAGACAAGAUAGAACUUGGUCAGACAAAGCACCACUGUGCGUUGCUGUUGAUUGCGGUUUACCCGAUCCUCCUGAUCCAAAUGGCUCAAAGACAGUGACAAACACAAAAUUCAAUGGAAGAGUGAAAUAUGCUUGCAACAAAGGAUUCAACCUAGUUGGACACAAAGAGGCAAUAUGCCGAGCUAAUGGGAUGUGGUCUAGUGAUGCUCCAGCUUGCAGACCUAUCGACUGUGGAAAGUUAAAAAAUCCAAGUGGUGGAAAGGUUUCUUACUAUCCGGACACGGCGGUCUACUCUGUUGCAACGUACGUGUGUCAUGCUGGAAGUCUCCUGGUUGGUAGCUCAACACGUAAAUGUCAGCCAAACGGAGAGUGGUCAGGAGAGGAGCCUACUUGUAAAAAAACUCCAUGUCCCAAACUUCAGCCACCACAUCAUGGCAAAAUAUACAUGUCUGGCUAUUAUCCUGGUGACUAUGUGACAACUAGUUGCUCUCAUGGCUAUAAAAUAGUUGGAAAGCCACGUCUAGAGUGUCUCUACAAUGGCUACUGGUCAGACCCACCUCCACGAUGCAUCAAAGAAUCAAGUCAUCCUGACAAAAUUCAAUAUGACCACUCUCUAAAAAAAUAUGAAUGAACAGAAAUCUCCUGAGCUUUUAUAUUAUGAUAUUAUUAUAUUAUUGUCAUGAAAUUAUAUAAAUUAUUAUACUAAUUUGUAUUACUUAAAUUUAUUUUGAUAAAUAACUUCACUAACUAAAUUUGUGAAAG